Molecule: messenger RNA, 648 nt
Organism: Aspergillus ruber CBS 135680
Lineage: Eukaryota; Fungi; Ascomycota; Eurotiomycetes; Eurotiales; Aspergillaceae
Product: phosphoglycerate mutase family protein
Exons: 1
Coding region: 1-648 (215 amino acids)
Cellular component (GO): cytoplasm
Molecular function (GO): phosphatase activity
Source: RefSeq, a predicted model, not a curated record
AUGGACUUACGGCUCCACGUUGUUCGACAUGCCGAGGGCAUCCAUAACCCUAAGCAUGAUAUUUCGAUCCUGGAUCCUCCUUUGACGCCAAAAGGCGUCCAGCAAUCUGAAAUGCUUUCACAAAUGUUCCCUUUCAGUGAGAAUGUCGGUCUUGUCAUCACCUCACCACUCACACGGACACUGCAGACAAGUCUCAUCGGCUUCCAGCAAACGCUUGACGAGAAAUAUUACCCAGAAACAUCAGGAGGCGGACAGUUCAAUGGUGCACAGCUCUUGAUGUCUCCUGAUAUCCAAGCUCAUUCAGCUCGCCCCUGCGACACCGGCUCUGAUCAGGCUAUUCUGCGAUCUGAAUUCCCUCAUCUUCCGUGGGAUGAGCUAGUCUUUGACCCAGUGUUUCCUGCCAAAGAAGGACUGUACGCGCCAGAUCUGGAAGCGCUGGUUAAAAGGGGGCGAAGGUUCCAAAGACUCCUUGAGAAGGAGUUUGCGGCGUUGGCGAAUACUGGACGACCGGAUAUUGUCGUUGUUUCGCAUGGGGGAUUCAUGAAGCACUUCAUAUCAUAUGAGAGAUUGGCAUUUAAUCAAGCGGGCUGGAUGAGCUUUUCUGUACAGUUUGAUCGCGAUUCUAGAAUGACAUCGAUGAGAAUUUAG